AUGGCUGAUUUAUUUGAUGAUUUGAUACCAAUACAUGAUGAUACAAUAUAUACAAAUAUAAAACAAGAUUAUAUAUUCAAAAACUACACUAGAAAACAGGAGGAAGUUAAACAAGAACUAGAGAAAUCACAAGAUGAAGAAUCGAUACUAAAAACUUCAAAUUGGUCACUUUUGAAGACUUUAGCUGGGGCUCAUCAAGGAUGGAUUAGGUCAAUUGCAAUAGAUGAAAUAACGAAUAAGUUCUUCAUAACGGGCUCACAAGACUCAACUAUAAAAAUAUGGGAUUUAAAUCAAGAAUUAGACUUAAAAACAACGUUAACGGGUCACAUAAUGGGUAUAAGAUCAUUAAUAAUCUCCAAAAAGUUUCCUUACUUGUUAUCUGGAUCAGAGGAUAAACUUAUAAAGUGUUGGGAUUUAGAAAGGACUAAUUCAAUUGAAGGUUGUCAAAUAAGACAAUAUUAUGGUCAUUUAGGUGGUAUUUACGCAAUGUCAAUUCAUCCCGAAUUUGAUUUAUUAUUUAGUGGUGGUAAAGAUUCAUGUGUUAGAGUAUGGGAUAUACGAAGUAGAAAUGAAAUAAUGAUAUUAUUAGGUCAUAGAAAUGAUAUAACUACUAUUGAAACAGAUCUGAAUGAUCCACAAGUAAUUACAAGUUCAAUGGAUGGUACGAUUAGAUUAUGGGAUCUACGUCAGACAAAGACUGAAUUAUGCAUAACUCAACAUUCUAAAUCUAUACGAUCAAUGAAAUUACAUCCAAAUGAAAGAACUUUUGUUAGUGGUGAUUCAAAUGGGAAUAUUAAACAAUGGAUACUACCUGAAGGAGAUCUAUUAAAUGAUUUUGAAAAGAAGAAUAAUGAUGAGAUUAUAAAUUCAUUAGCUAUAAAUCCUAUAUCAAAUCAACUUUUUUCAGGGUAUGAUAAUGGUAAAAUUGAAAUUUAUGAUUAUAUUACUGGUAAUUUACUACAACUGGGUAAAUCUCCUGGAUUACCUGGUAAUGAGAAUGAUAAUGCUAUUUAUAGUUCUGUGUUUGAUAUGUCUGGGUUAAGAUUGAUUACUGGUGAAGGUGAUAAAAGUAUUAAAAUUUGGGGUGAUUUAAAUAAUGAAAUAUAG
Molecule: messenger RNA, 1107 nt
Organism: Insectozyma verbasci
Lineage: Eukaryota; Fungi; Ascomycota; Pichiomycetes; Serinales; Debaryomycetaceae
Source: the annotation of a GenBank genome assembly